AUCAUUUUUUCUUCAACAAGGACCAUCCAUUUGCUAUUACCUAUCAAGCUACAUACUCUUUUUUUUUUCUCUCUCUCCAAAACAUUUCUCAUCUCUCAAGAUUAUCAUUUCUUUUUCUUAUUGCACAAAACUAUAGUGUUAGUGUAAUUUAAGAAUUUGAAAUAAUAUUUUUCUCCAAUAUGUCUGAUAACACUUUUUAUCAUGAUUACAUGGGAAUUGGUGGAGGGAUCAAUAAUACAUUUCCUUUUUUUGGUGAAAAUCCUUCAAAUUAUAAUGACCAACCAAUAAUUCCAAAUAUUCAAAAUCCAAAUCAUCAACAAUUUGUUCCUUCUUCUUACAUGACUCUUACUGAGUGUUUACAUGGCUCUAUGGACUACAACACUCUAUCAAAUGCUUUUGGCAUGUCUUGUUCAUCAUCCUCUGAAGUUGUUCGUCCACAUAUCGAUAAUCAAGACUCUACUAGAAAAAGUAGUGUCUCUGCUACUAUAGAACCCGUUUUAGAUUUGCCUCUGGGAGAUAAAACAAGCAUUGAAAUUUCACCAACGCCAAAUUCUUCGAUAUCUUCUACUUCUAAUGAGGCUGGAGGGCAAGAAGAUUCUUCCAAAAUCAAGAAACAUGUUCAAGAAAAAGGGGUUCAACAAGAAGGAGAAGACAAGUCUAAGAAAGAGUGCAAAGAAAAAAAGAAAGGUGAAAAAAAGGUAAAAGAACCAAGAUUUGCCUUCAUGACAAAGAGUGAGAUUGAUAAUCUUGAAGAUGGUUAUCGAUGGAGAAAAUAUGGACAAAAGGCAGUGAAAAACAGCCCUUUCCCCAGGAACUAUUAUAGAUGCACAACUCAAAAGUGCAAUGUGAAGAAACGUGUGGAAAGGUCAUAUGAAGAUUCAUCAAUUGUGAUAACAACAUAUGAAGGCAUACACAAUCAUCAUUGUCCAGCAACUCUUAGGGGAAAUUCAUCCUUUUUAUCUUCCUCACAUUUUAUGCCUAAUUUUCCUCCACAAUUAUUUUCCCAAAUGCUAAAUAUUCCACCUACCAACCAAAAUCUCCUCAUUACUUCUGCGGCCUAUGAUAAUAAUAAUAAUAAUAACAAUUAUUAUUACCAACAACAACAUCAAGGUUCAGAAUAUAGCCUAUUUGGUGGAGGCACAAAUAAUGAUGCAUCAUGGAUCCAAAAACAAGAACCAUCUUAGCUCACUACAAGGUUUUCGUGGCGAUUGGCUCACAAAGGUCGCGACUAAAGGUGGUACUUUUAGUUUAGUCGCCACAGAAAGUUAACAAUCGCACAUCUUGCAAGGACACAAAUUAGAUUCUCAAUUGAAUGUUUUAAUCUGAAGCAUUCAAUGAGAAUCAAAAUUGACUUAGUCGGAUCUUGUCAGAAAUAUUAUCUUCUCUAGUGGCGACUAUAUACCUUAUCCGCCACGAAUUUUGUACAAGUUUCUUGUAGCAUUGACUAUUUUUAUAUAUACCUGGUUGAAUUUAAUUUGGAUUUCAUGGUGA
Molecule: messenger RNA, 1491 nt
Organism: Solanum tuberosum (potato)
Lineage: Eukaryota; Viridiplantae; Streptophyta; Magnoliopsida; Solanales; Solanaceae
Product: probable WRKY transcription factor 71
Exons: 3
Coding region: 180-1184 (334 amino acids)
Biological process (GO): regulation of DNA-templated transcription
Molecular function (GO): DNA-binding transcription factor activity; sequence-specific DNA binding
Source: RefSeq, a predicted model, not a curated record